UGUCAGAACGACUCAUUUCUCAAGGUUUUCCUCCACAUAACUCCACCCCCCUUCGCAAGUAUUACCUCAAAAGACAUUCUCUCCUACAUUUAGAGACUGCUGGUUCUCUGCGGAAAGGCAGGAGGUAGAAGACGAGCGAGGCCCCUUCGAGCCAAGCAUCCACAGUACGGGAGGAUCCUGACACUUAAACCUCGACUGGCUAUUUCUGCUGAGACGUCAACGUGUUCGGGGACAGUCUUCUGAAGAAGCCCCGUCCAGGCCCUGCACUGGGAGACCAUGAGGAAGAGAGUGGCCAUCAUUGGAGCCGGCAUCAGCGGCCUGGCCUCCAUACGGUGCUGCCUGGAAGAGGGGCUGGAGCCCACCUGCUUUGAGAGGAGCGACGACGUGGGCGGCCUGUGGAGGUUCUCAGACCAUGUGGAGGAAGGCAGGGCCAGCAUCUACCCAGCCGUGUUCACCAACACCUCCAAGGAGAUGAUGUGCUUCCCGGACUUCCCGUGCCCUGAGGACUACCCCAACUUCAUGCACCACAGCCAGCUCCAGAAGUACAUACGGUCGUUCGUGCAAAAGAAGGGCCUCCUAAGAUAUAUACGGUUUGAGACUCUGGUUUCCAGUGUCAAGAAAUGUCCCAGCUUCUUAGUCACCGGCCAGUGGGAAGUGGUUUUGGAAAAGAACGGGAAGCAGGAAACUACUACUUUUGAUGCUGUAAUGGUUUGUUCCGGGUAUCAAGUGUACCCCAAUCUGCCCCAUGAUUCUUUCCCUGGCCUAGACCAGUUUCAAGGCCACAUCCUCCACAGCCGGGACUAUAAGGGCCCAGAAGCCUUCAAGGGGAAGAGGGUCCUCGUGAUUGGCCUGGGGAACUCAGGAUGCGACAUUGCCGUGGAGCUCAGUCGUGUGGCUACGCAGGUCACAAUCAGCACCAGGACAGGUUCCUGGGUCAUAAGCCGGGUCUGGGAUGACGGCUAUCCUUGGGACAUGGUGCAUGUUACCCGCUUCACACGUUUUCUCAAGAAGGCCCUUCCUUCCUUCAUCUCUGACUGGUUAUACGUCAAGAAGAUGAACAGACGGUUUAAGCACGAGAACUACGGCCUGAUGCCUUUAAAUGGCACCCUGAGUAAAGAGCCUGUGUUCAACGAUGAGCUCCCAUCACGCAUCCUGUGCGGCACCCUGUCCAUCAGGCCCGGCGUGUCAGAGUUCAGAGAGACGUCGGCUGCGUUUGAGGAUGGGACCACGUUUGAGGCCAUCGACACAGUCAUCUUUGCCACAGGCUACACUUAUGCCUUCCCCUUCCUGGAUGACUCCAUCAUCAAGAACAGAAACAAUGAGGUCACCUUGUUUAAAGGCAUCUUCCCCGCAACGAUGGAGAAGCCAACCUUGGCUGUGAUUGGCCUUAUCGGGUCCCUUGGGCCGAUCAUCCCUGUCGUUGACCAGCAAACCCGCUGGGUUGCUAAAGUGUUUGCAGACUCCUGUCCCCUGCCAAGUACAACGGAAAUGAUGGAUGACAUUGACAAGAAAAUGAGGAAGAAACUCAAGGGGUUUGACCAGAGUCAGACUUUGCACACAGACUACAUCACAUACAUGGACGAGCUGGGAUCCUUCAUAGGCGCCAAGCCUAACAUACCGUGGCUCGUCCUCACUGACCCCCAGCUGGCCCUGCAGGUGUACUUUGGCCCUUGUAGCCCCUAUCAGUUCCGACUUAUGGGACCAGGGAGGUGGGACGGGGCCAGGAAGGCCAUCUUGACCCAAUGGGACCGUGCAGUGACGCCAACGAGGACAAGAGCUGUCAGUAAAGCGUGCAAACCCCAGCCUUUGUACAGCUUGCUUAAAGUGCUUUUAUUCCCGCUGCUGCUUCUGUCUGUUCUCCUUACAUUUUAUUACUGAGAAGGUUCGUUGGGUCUCAGAGUUCAGCCUAGAAGCUUAAUUACUGACAUGCCUAUUCAUGUACACAUAUAAAAUCUCAUAGCUGCUCUUUCCCUUCCUGCAGAUGUGAAAAUGAGUUCUAGCCCAUUUGACUCCAAGUCCAAAUACAGUGAAGAAUACUCAGCAUCUCCUUUCUCAUGACAAUCUAUACUCUCAAAGGUUUUCCACAGGCUGAGUUGGCAAGUCUGGAGAUGCUGGAGAUAAGGAAGAUGAGGGGAAACGGAAGUGAAUGUCAGCUUUGCAGUCUGAACAAAGUUCAACAUUUAUAUAUUUUAUGAUAUGAUCAAAACAGUAAGUCUAGUAACCAUCCAUUACCAUGCAAAGUUAUUACAAUAUUAUGUGUAAUAAACACCUUAAAGGGUGUUUUGUCAUGGGGAGAGCCGACAUCACAGCCAUGUUGAGUCUCCCAGCCUAUGACACACCAUAUCUUUCCAUUUCUCUAGAUCUUUAAUUUCUUUCAGCUGUGCUUUAGUUUUUAAUGUAUAAGUCUUACCCAUCCUGUUUCAGGUUUAUCCUAAGUAUUUCACAUAUGGGCUGUUAUUAUAAAUAGUAGUUUAAUUUUUGCAAUUUCUUACUGUGUAUUGCAAACAUAUAGAAAUGCAAUAAUUUGUUCUACAUAGGCAAUCACAUUGUCUGAAAAUAAAGAUAGUUUCUUUUU
Messenger RNA from Pteronotus mesoamericanus, 2575 nucleotides. Its product is annotated as putative dimethylaniline monooxygenase [N-oxide-forming] 6. The transcript is spliced from 9 exons. The record is from RefSeq and is a predicted model, not a curated record. Lineage: Eukaryota; Metazoa; Chordata; Mammalia; Chiroptera; Mormoopidae. Gene Ontology annotation, molecular function: N,N-dimethylaniline monooxygenase activity; NADP binding; flavin adenine dinucleotide binding. Bases 277 to 1878 code for a protein of 533 amino acids.